Aureobasidium musti is the source of this 2619-nucleotide messenger RNA. The record is from the annotation of a GenBank genome assembly. Lineage: Eukaryota; Fungi; Ascomycota; Dothideomycetes; Dothideales; Saccotheciaceae.
UCUAACACCGUAAAGAUGUCGGGCAUGGGCAAGAGGUUCGGCUUCAAGAGGUCGAACACCAACCAAGAUGAUCCCAUCACCGUCGACGAGAUCCGCAAACUCGACAGCCAGAACAAAAAUGCUGCUGGCAGCAGCAAGCUCGGCCCUGAGCAUGGAGUCCCCGAAGAGGUCAUUGAGGGUGAUGUCCGUGAGCUCACCGAGAUGGAGGCCAACCAUGCCCUCAAGUCCUUCCGCAAGGACCACAGGUGGGAUCCUAAUAUGGAGGCCAUUGAGAUGGUUGAUGCCGUUACCGGUGCUCACGACGCAAAGGGCGAGUCCCAAUUGGUUGGUGCUAUGAUCGAGAAUUCGCCCUAUCCAGAAGUUCGUGCUGUCGUGAGAAACUAUGACGAGGAUGUUCCUGCAAGCACCAUCAGAGCCUGGACUAUCGGUCUCCUCAUGACCACUAUUUGCUCGGCUCUCAACGCUCUGUUCCUGCUGCGCUACCCCAACAUCUCUAUCGGUCCCUACGUUGUACAACUUGUCUCCUACCCCAUCGGUGUUGCAUGGGCGAAAUCGCUUCCCAACAAGGAAUUCUCUAUCUUCGGAUACAAGGCAAACCUCAAUCCCGGUCCUUUCAAUGUCAAGGAGCACGUCAUCAUCGUUGCCAUGUCCAACGCUGCUUUUGGUGGUGGUGCUGGCUACUUUGUCGAGACUGUUGUCACAUUGAAGAAAUUCUAUCACUUCAACACUAGCCAGUUCGGAUGGGGCUUCAACACUCUGUUCGCCUUGUCCACCCAGUGUCUCGGCUUUGGUCUUGCCGGAUCCGUUCGUAAAUUCCUCGUUGAACCCGCUGCUAUGAUCUGGCCUGGUGCUUUGGUCAACGUUGGUUUUAUGUACGCCUUGCACGACCACAGCCCGGCCGACCCUUCAAAGACUAACGGCUGGAGCAUGAGUCGUUACAAAUGGUUCAUGAUCUGCAUGGGUGCUAUGUUUGCCUGGUCGUGGUUCCCUGACUUCAUCAUUCCCGCAUUCAGCUACUUCGCUUGGAUCACUUGGAUUAAGCCUAACAAUGUCAUCAUCAACCAGCUGUUCGGGCAGCAGACUGGUAUCUCUUUGGGCUUCCCAUUCACUGGCUUCACCCUUGAUUGGGCUCAGAUCAAUUCCUUCUACGGCAGUCCUCUUCUGUCUCCAUGGCACGCCCUUGCGAACACUGGAGUCGGUAUCAUCUUCUUCGGCUGGGUAAUCGUCCCCGCGUUGCACUACAGUGGCGUCUGGUAUGCCGAGUACCUACCUAUCUCUCAGAACGGUAUCUUCGAUAACCAAGAUACUGACUCGGAUUCACUUUCCANNGGUAACACUUAUAACAUUAGCAGAAUCUUAACGCCCGAGCAUACCGUUGAUCCUGUUGCAUACGAGAAAUACUCACCCUUGAUGCUCUCUACUGCGUUCGCUCUGACCUACGGUAUGAGUUUCGCCUCCAUUGCUGCUCUCGUCAGUCACACUGGCCUCUUCCAUGGUCCUGAAAUCUGGCGCCGCUUCAGGUCUUCCAAGGGCGAGCUCGAUGAUAUCCACAUGAAGCUUAUGCGCAAGUACAAGCUUGUGCCCACCUGGUGGUACCUCGUCCUUUUGGCCGUCAUGAUAGCAUUCGCCUUUGUCUCGGCACUUGCAUAUCCAACUGGUAUGGCGUGGUACUCUGUCAUCCUCUCGCUGGUCAUUGCGACUGUGUUCACCAUCCCUAUCGGUAUCAUCCAAGCUUUCACCAACAUCCAAUUGGGUCUUAAUGUGAUCACCGAGUUCAUCAUCGGUUACGUUCAGCCCGGUCAUCCUAUCGCCAUGAUGAUGUUCAAGACUUUCGGAUACAUCGUCAUGACUCAGGCUCUUUACUUCUGUCAAGAUCUGAAGCUCGGUCACUACAUGCAUGUUCCUCAGCGAUCUAUGUUCACUGCUCAAUUGGUUGCCACUAUCUGGUCUUGUCUUUGCCAGCUUGCCACAGUCGAAUGGGCCAUGGGCGCAAUCAAGAACGUUUGCACUUCGGCGGCGUCAGGUGACUUCACCUGUCUUUCUAUCAAGACUUUCUACAACGCUAGCGUUAUUUGGGGUGCUAUCGGUCCCAAGCAUCUGUUCUCUGAUGGAGCUACCUACCAAGGCCUUCAGUACUUCUGGCUGGCUGGUUUCAUCUCGCCCUUCAUCGUCUAUGUGCUUGCUCGCAUCUUCCCUAGGGUAUCUUUGAUUCGCAAGAUCAGCAUGCCGCUGAUCUUUGCUUGUUUCAGUUAUGUCCCUCCCUACUCGGCCAUGAACAUCGUAAGUCUUCCUCACUUUAAUCCUACUAUCUAUCAAGUUGGCGCUAAAUCGAUACACAGCNUCUCUUGGGUUGUUGUUGGCUGGGCCUUCAACAAGUACAUUCGUCAGAAAUAUCGUGGAUGGUGGAUGCAGUACAACUACAUCACCUCUGCCGCUUUCGAUGUCGGUCUUGCGCUCUGCGCCAUUGUCCUCUUCUUCUGCGUGCAACUCCCUGGUAAGAGCAUGCCCGACUACUGGGGGUCCACCAUUCCCUCGACCACCCUGGAUGGCGCCGGUGGCAACGUCCAGAAGACUGUUUCUGGCGAUGACUACUUCGGUCCUAGAACCUGGAAGUGGUAA